Mesorhabditis spiculigera is the source of this 1140-nucleotide messenger RNA. Lineage: Eukaryota; Metazoa; Nematoda; Chromadorea; Rhabditida; Rhabditidae. The record is from the annotation of a GenBank genome assembly.
AUGGCAUUGAGUUGUGCGGAGGAAGAGGACGUUACUGAAUCACAUAGUUACGUGUACUUUGCGCAGAAACUGGACGACUUUUCGGUCCCAGAACAAGAAAACCUUGAAGGCUUACUAUUCGAAGGAAAUGACACCAAUAUUUUCCGGACGCUGGACGCAACCAUUGUAUAUUUUGAACUCUAUGAUAAAGCGGAUGUCCGAUUACAAGCAGCCGCAAUUUUCAUUUUGGGAAGGACGGAGAUUGAAUCUGGGACCUUCAACGCCAAUUUCUGGGACCAAGUUAUGCCGAAUUUCCGCAGCCGAGACGCGAUUGUUCGCUUGAUCCUACUUCCGGGUUCUGAAGCACUACCAGAUACAGAUCUUGCGAUUUAUGAAGAAUUGGCUACCAACUCGACAGGAUUUUUUGAUUUUGAGGAAUGGCAAAACAACACUAUCCCUUCUGUGAGAGCUACUGCGAUAAACUAUGGAAUGCGUACGCCGUUGGUACUUGCCGAAAAUUGUAAAACACUGAGCACCACGGUGGACAAAUCCAACUGUCCGCAACGCUACUUUCCUUUCCUAAUUCCGAUUUUUGCAACGUUGAAUCGGAAUGAAAUAAAUAGGCACUUGAAUAUCUCACAAGCUAUUUUGCAUACCUGCUACAUGACCGAGAGAACGGAUAAUUCGCAUAGCGUCUACACCUUUCCAGAGCACGAAUACAGCCGUUUCAACCUCUCCUACCACGACUUUGGCGAGAUUUAUAGUACGGAGCCAUACUAUGCUUAUAUAGCGUUGGGGAAAGAUAUAAAUACCGUAGGCGAACUGCAAAGCCUGUUCCUGCAGUACUUCAACAUUUUCGAAGAAGUGCACGAAUUUCGAGAAAUUCAGCCUGUCGUUAUCAUCAUGUUCGACAUGGUCGAUCAGCAGUUAACCUACGAGCUGAACGGAAUCCACGCGUUCUGGGGUACGUUGAUGAGCCAUUUAGUCUCGACUGACGUUCUUCUACGCAUCGUUUAUACUGUGAGCCAAACCCUACCCGCGGCCACUGUAGACGCCUUGGAAAAGGUGAAAGCAGACUACCCGGGAUAUUUUGAUUACGAAGUCAAUCGUAUGGAUGACCCUUUCCUGACCGCAGCGAAAUACGGAAUGUGUAGCAUUGUG